AUGUCAAUAUCGACGAGUGAAAGAAUACCCUUUGCCCCGAUGCCCUUAACUGGAAAUAGAGUUGAACUAUUAGAAAGAAUUCCUUCAAUGGCUCGCGUCGCAAACGAUUGGAGACUUGAGGCUCUCGAGGCGGGUGCUGGCGGGGGUGAAGUAAGCGGCGCUGACAGCUGCGGGGCGGGGGAGGACGUUACGUGGAGGACCCUCGACAGAGCACUCUUUAGGAAAUCGUAA
Messenger RNA from Pieris macdunnoughi, 231 nucleotides. The record is from the annotation of a GenBank genome assembly. Lineage: Eukaryota; Metazoa; Arthropoda; Insecta; Lepidoptera; Pieridae.